AACGCCAGCCUCUUCCAUUGCUCUUUCCCUAGCAAUGGCACUCUUCUGCCUCCCCGAUCUGCCUGAGAGCCUCCUGCACGCGGCGGACUUAUUCUCAUCUGCCUCAGCUCGCCGUCCUCCUGCUGUCGCACAGCGGCGCGACUACCACGACACCGCUCGCUUCCCUCCUGCCGACCUCCUCUCCUCCCAGUUCUCUGUAGUGCGCGUCCUCCACGCCGACCUCGCGUGUGCGCCGCCUGCCCCUUCACACCAACGCCGCCACCUUGCCGCCGUCCUGGCGAGCCUCCAGACAGCUGCCGCUGGCCUCUCCAUUCUCCGUCGCGCCUGUCUACCCUCCGCCUCCCCUUGCUUCCGUGACGUGGCCUCCAAUAUUGCAAAGGUCUCUGCUCCAAAUGUCUGCUGAUCAUCUUCUUCAAUGAGCCAAAAUCAAUCGCUUGGUGCAGUUCCAGUUUGUGCUUACUAUACAAUACUAAUUUCUAAGAGGCUACAUCUCAAGGAGGGUGUAGGGGCAUACAGGUGAGUUGAGAAGCGCGCACAGACAGAGCAAACAACCCAGACUGAAAAAGGGGAGAAUUUGCGACGGCAGCGAUGGCGGAGCACGAGCAGGUGAGGGCGGCGCCUUCGUCGGACGGCUAGCCGCGGCGGAGGAGAAGGCGGACGCCAUGGGUGCGGCUACAGACGAGGCAGAGGAGAAGGCGGACGCCGUGGGCUUGCUGCACGGCUACAGCCGAGGCGGAGGAGAAGGCGGACGCCGUGGGCGUUCAUGGAGGAUGGUACGCCGGCCGCGUCAAGUCCCCUGCCCCCGGCCGCCGGCGCCUGUUCUCGGCCUCCAUCGCCCGGAGGCGUGCCCCUGCUGUCGGCCUUCGCGUCUGCUUCGUCUGCAUCACGCCAGCGCCGCCCUCGUCGUCGCGGCGUUCUUCUGCUUCCGGCGUCGCCCCGUCGCCCAUGCGCCGAGUUCUGCUGCGGCCUCUGUUCUUCCGCAACGAGUAGCAGCAGGUCGUCUGCGGUUGCGGCAGCGGUGUAGGCGAGCGAGGCAGAGGAGCGGUCAACACCGGCGUCGAGGGCAAGGUAGGCCGGGCGCAGUGUCCUCCGGCGUGUGGUGGCGCAUUUGUACGGCGCAGGAGGCUGGGCGCGUCGAUUCGGGUGAGGGGAGUGGGGUCCAGAUCUGGUCGAGGACGGGGCAACCGGCGGCGGCGGCGUGGCUGACGCUGGACGGAGAGAGAGGCAGAGCAAGGCACGCCGAAUCGCUGGAUGGCGCACCUCCCCUAGCCUCCUUCCUCUCCCGGUCGUUGGGGAAGCAGGACGGCCACCUCUGCUGGAUGCCCUUCCCUGGUCGACGACGAGCGAUGCGGGCUGACACGGUGGCGCCCUUCCGUUGUGGAGUACCGUACUAGGACGACGGCGUUAAGGUCAACGCCCUGCUCGACGCCCCCAUCUGCUGCUCGAUGCGCCCAUCCCCUCGCUGGUUGAGCUCAACGCCACCUUGCUCUGCCUCCGGCAGUCAUUUCAUCCAAUCUGGCUGGUCCGCUCCCCACCUCGGCGGCUCCUUCAGUCCGGCAGCACACCACGCUCAAGCCUCCACCACCCCAACUCCUCAAGUUACAGUAGACAAGGAGCUCCGCUCUACCUCUCAUCUCUCUCCCUGUCCUGGUGGUCACGGGCUGAUGUUGCUGCUCCUCUCCUUCAGGAUCUAUCUCUUUCUCUUUGUCUCUCACCCUCUCAUGGAUUGACAACUGCAUUCUUCCCAAAUUAAUGUGUGCCUCUGUUCUUGAUAUUACGCCCACACCAUGUUUGAUGUUAUGCUUAUGAGGAGUUGUACUUCAUUUUUUUUCAGGCUUUUCUUUGGUGUACCAGGCAUUCAGGCUGGUGUAAUUUGUUUUCAGAAGUGAACAUGUUGUACAGUCCAAUGUAUCUACAAAAAUUAAGUUAUGAACUACAGAACUAUUAGCAGCUUUUAAUUAUGUGUACUUAAAAUGGAUUUGGUGUCCAGGACAUCUGGAGUUGAGAUCAGAUGCUCAAAUACGCAGAGUAAUGACAUCCUGUAUGCGCUUGGACACCCAGCAGAUUGAAAAUAUAGAAGCAAAGAUAUCCAAUACGAGGCCACGAUGCCCGACAGAGAUGCAGCCAAUACGCGCCCAAUCUUUAUUUCUUGAUGUUGGAACAACAAAUAAGAGCAUGUUCAUGUUUACUUAUUAUGGUUUUUUUUCGAGAAAUUUUGGGGAUUUACAAGCUGAAAUUAUUGACUGUCUGAAAAAAUGUUUUAACCAAAACUGUUUGAACAAUGUGCCCUGGUUCUGCAUUCAUGGAACUGUAAAAAAAUUGAACAAGUUCAGUCGGAGUUUUGUUCCUGUUAAUAUUCCAUUCUUAGUGUCAGUUUCUUUCCACUUGCUCAUCUUUUAAUGUUGAACUAUACAUGUACUUAUUAUUAAAGUUUUGUUGUCUUCCUAAACUAAUUAGAUUUUUUAAGCACUACUGAACUAAUUGGAUGCCAUCUUAAAUUACCUUCCCUUUGACAUUAUUGUACAGAUUCCUGAAACACUGUCCAGAAUUCCACUGCUACAGAAUUGAAAUUCGAUUAGCACAUGAACGAGGACGGAUCCAAGGUUGAGUACUGGGUGUGGAACCCCUUCAGAUCCAAGUUGGCUGCUGUUGUACUCUGUGGUGUGGACAACAUCUGGAUUAUCAUUGCAGGUUUUGGAAGUGCUCUGAGAGGAAUACCAAAAGGAUUUUGUCCUCGUUUUUACAAUAUCCAAGCAUCAAUAUGUAAUGGACUUGUUCAUAGGAGGAAAAUUCCUCUUCCGUUGAGAUGGUCUUUUCGCUCUAUUCAAGCAAGAAAUAAUCACUCACCAUCAGCUGUUGCACCUAAAGAUUAUUGUGAAACUUACAUCCAAUUUUUGAGAGACAAACGGAUAGUUCCUGAUUCAGAUCCUCCAAGCUCUAAGGAUGUGGACCUACUGUACCGGUUUAUAGAUAAGAGUAACAAGCUCAUGGUAUUAACUGGAGCUGGAAUGAGCACCGAGUCAGGAAUUCCUGAUUAUCGGAGUCCUAAUGGAGCAUACAGUUCUGGUUUCAAACCACUCACUCAUCAGGAGUUUGUUCGCUCUAUUCGAGCCCGACGGCGCUACUGGGCUAGGAGUUAUGCUGGAUGGAGAAGGUUCAGGCGAGCACAACCAAAUACAGCUCACUAUGCUCUUGCUUCACUAGAAAGAAUCGGCCGUGUUCACACGAUGGUUACCCAGAAUGUGGAUAGAUUGCAUCAUCGUGCUGGUAGUAAGCCAAUUGAGUUGCAUGGAAGUGUAUAUGAGGUAAUUUGCUUAGAUUGUGGAACAUCCAUCAGCCGGGAGUCAUUCCAAGAACAAGUGAAGGACCUCAACCCAAAGUGGGCUCUAGCUAUUGACAGUUUGGAAGAGGGACAACCUGGCUCGAGCAGAAGUUUUGGUAUGCAGCAGCGACCUGAUGGUGAUAUUGAGAUUGAUGAGAAGUUCUGGGAGCAAGAUUUUGACAUUCCUGGUUGCAGUCAGUGUGGUGGAGUGCUAAAACCUGAUGUUGUGAUGUUUGGUGAUAAUGUUCCAAUAGAGAGAGCUGAUAGCGCUAAGGAGGCUGCAAGAAACUGUGAUGCUCUUCUGGUGGUUGGUUCAGCGGUAAUGACGAUGUCUGCUUUUAGGCUGGCAAGGCUUGCACAUGAAGCAAAUGCUCCAAUCGCCGCGAUUAACAUUGGGGGCACGAGAGCUGAUAGCAUUAUAUCUUUGAAAAUCAAUGCGAGAUGUGGGGAGAUACUUCCCAGAGUACUUCGGAUGGGAAGUCUAGCUGUACCAAGCAUAAGCUGAACAUUUACAGUGUUUGGAGAAAUCAGUUACGAGGGAAGAUGGGUGAGACAUAUAUAAGUACCUGUAGAUCAUUCUGUAAACAGGUCAGAACUUUAUAUGACCUUCCGGUUUGUGUUAGAGCAUUAUCAUGGUUGUUCUAAGUGUAAAAUCAUUUUUUGUGAUGACUCAUUAGUUAUGUAUCCAGGAAAAGUAGACCCAAGUUGAUCAUCUAUAUAGUUCCUGGUUUUUUGGACGA
Molecule: messenger RNA, 4062 nt
Organism: Triticum aestivum (bread wheat)
Lineage: Eukaryota; Viridiplantae; Streptophyta; Magnoliopsida; Poales; Poaceae
Product: NAD-dependent protein deacylase SRT2
Exons: 18
Coding region: 2583-3827 (414 amino acids)
Molecular function (GO): NAD+ binding; histone deacetylase activity, NAD-dependent
Source: RefSeq, a predicted model, not a curated record